AUGGUGAUGGGAAUCGUUGCAGUCGUCGGCCUUCUCGUUGCCGCCGCGCCCGGCAUCGACGGCCAGUUCGACUCGAUUCCGACGCACCAGGCCUAUGUCGUGCCCGACUUGUCCUUGUGUGCCUAUGUUCGCAUGAGUGACGGCGCUCCUGUGCUGUCGCUGUGCUGUCACCAACGAGGCGGGACAUUCGUCGAACCAUCCGUUUGUUUGACCGAUUGCAUUCUCGAGUUUGAGGAAUCCGACACAACGUUGAAGCGAUGGACGUGUCCGCUGGCCGGCGGCGCCAAGUACACAACUGUCGACUAUGCGUUGGCGCCGCCACCGACGACGUCGUCCCCGCCGCCUGCCGGAUCUCCUUCGACUACGAAGUUCGUGCCCCCUUCGGCUACCAAGGAAGCUCCAAUUCCCUCAACGACUCGUGACCUGCCACUUCCGUCGCAAGCCGUCUCCAAGCUCAGCACAGAGACUCCCUCAAUCUCGCACGCAUCCACGUCCAUCCAAGCACCACCGACGUCCUCUUCAGCGCCACGACCGACACCACAGAUCUCGUCGAAUGGAAUCGAAAGCACCAAUGUGAGCGACGCUCCAACAACGAAGGAAAUAUCCCUCGUCGAAGGACAACAAUCUUCCACACCAACUACCACCGAAGGACACUCGCAAGCCUAG
This is a messenger RNA of Aphanomyces invadans, 666 nucleotides long. RefSeq lists its product as hypothetical. The coding region runs from base 1 to 666 and encodes 221 amino acids. The record is from RefSeq and is a predicted model, not a curated record. The transcript has 2 exons. NCBI's taxonomy places the organism in Eukaryota, Oomycota, Saprolegniomycetes, Saprolegniales, Verrucalvaceae.